Messenger RNA from Hemicordylus capensis (graceful crag lizard), 4017 nucleotides. RefSeq names its product hemojuvelin-like. The coding region runs from base 595 to 1833 and encodes 412 amino acids. The record is from RefSeq and is a predicted model, not a curated record. Gene Ontology annotation, cellular component: plasma membrane. The transcript is spliced from 4 exons. NCBI's taxonomy places the organism in Eukaryota, Metazoa, Chordata, Lepidosauria, Squamata, Cordylidae. Gene Ontology annotation, molecular function: coreceptor activity. Gene Ontology annotation, biological process: BMP signaling pathway.
GGUUAUCACCAAGUCAGUGAUGGGUACUAGAAACAGAGGAAAAUGUCUUCCUUUGUGACAAAAAAGAGAAGAUGGGAAGAUCCUUCUUGCAGGUUGUUUUGACACUCUGAGUGGAGGGGACAUGGGCACGGCUGGGGGCAAGGCAGAAAAUACCGGAGACAAGAUUGACGCUCUACCGAAAUGGUGGGUGAGGACGCGGCACCUGAAUCCUGCUAAGUGAACACUCCCAAAGGUGACAGGCAUUUGACAGUCGGGAACAGGUUGCUGGUCAAGUUAUUGGGCUACUUUCUUCCAUGACUGAUUUUGGAGAUGUGAACAGGAAACCCCCCCACCCCCAGCUGCCUAUGCGGAGGACACACAGCUUCUGUCUCGGCUGGCACAAGUUGCCAUCAACAGGAAUUUCCAGCUACAGAAGGAUUUCCAUUUGGGAAUAUCUCCAGGAUCAUCGGAGUGGGUCAGAGGGGUUAUGAGGAAAGGAGUCUUCCAAGCGACCCAUUUUUUUCAGUGAGGAAAGAUCACUUCCAGCCACUUCAGGGCACAAGAGGGGGAAAGGAGAGCAGAGAGCUCGUGGUGACUGGUCUCCAUAGCCUCUGGAUGGAUCUCAGUGGGGACACAGGCCUGCUGCCCGAGGCCAUGCUGCUCAGAAAGACCAGCUUCUACCUGAAAACACUCCUCCUGCUCCUGUUCUGCAGACAUGCUUGUUCCCACUGCAAGAUCUCGCGCUGCAACUCUGAGUACUUGGCUGCCACGGAGAACUUGCCGCCGGGUCCCAGCCGGAACGUGGCCCACUGCACUGCCUUGCGCUCCUACUCCAGCUGCACCCGCCGGACGGCCCGCACCUGCCGCGGGAACCUGGCAUACCACUCGGCUGUCUACGGCAUCGAAGACCUCAUGAUCCAGAAGAACUGCACCAGGGAAGGCCCCACCUCGCCCCCACGGCCCCAGGCGCCAGCCCCCAACCCCCAGGGCUUUGGCUCCUUGGACAUCUGUGACUACGAGAGGACUUUUGCCCACAAGCACGGCUGGCCUCCCACCUACCUGCACUGCGCCAUCUUUGGGGACCCCCACGUGCGGACCUUCAGUGAUGAAUUCCACACCUGCCACGUGGAGGGUUCCUGGCCGCUUCUGGACAACCACUAUUUGUUUGCACAAGCCACUAGUCAGCCAGUAGCCAAAGGCUCAAACGCGACAGCAAUCAGCAAGCUCACUAUCAUAUUUAAGAACAUGAAGGAGUGCAUCGACCAGACGGUAUACCAGGCGGAGAUAGAUAACUUGCCGGCAGCCUUUGUUGACGGUUCAGUGAAUGGUGGUGAGAGGCCAGGAGGGAGCAAUCUGACCAUCCAUGAACACAUCCCUGGGCGGCACGUGGAGCUCCGAGCGUCCUACAUUGGCACCACCAUAUUUGUGCGCCAGGCAGGGAAGCAGCUGUCCUUCUCCAUCCGGGCAGCCAAGGAGGUGGCCCUCUCCUUCACGGAUGAGCAGGACCUGCAGCUCUGUGUGGGAGGCUGCCCCGCCAGCCAGCGCAUCUCUCGAGGCAGGAGCGGUGGCAGCGGCGGCAACAGCACUGCAGCAAAGGCCCAUUUGCUGUGCAAGGAGCAGCUGCCAGUCGAGGACGUUUACUUCCAGGCGUGCCUCUUUGAUGUGGUGACUUCAGGUGAUGCCAACUUCUCCCUGGCUGCACAUGAUGCCUUGGAAGAUGCCAAACUGUUCCACCCAGACUCCAAGAAACUUCACAUCUUUCAAAGGAACGCUGCCUCCUCUUCCGGCAGCUCAGUCUUCCUCUUCUUCCUUCUCACCCCGUCCGCCAUUUCACUCUUUCAGCUGGACUUUUAGAACCCCCUCUUCUUUGGGAUGAGGUGUCUUGUAUGGGCCCAGGAGGCCAGCAAAUGAGAUUGGUUUCCCAGAAAGACUUUAGUCUGCAGAGCCGGGUCUUGCCCUCGACUCCUGCCUGUAGGCUUCCAGCGGCAUCUGGUGGGCCACUGUGUGGAACAGGAUGCUGGACUAGAUGGGCUUCCUUGGGCCUGAUCCAGUAGGGCUGUUCUUAUGACCCUUCUGAAACCCUGGAGGGCCACUGUCAAUCAGUGGAGAAAACCCUGUGCUAGACGAACUGAUGGCCUGACUCAUGAUAAGGCAGCUUCCUAGGUCCUGUCCUUGAGGUCUCAUGGACGCUCCUUUGCAUGCAUGGGCAUCCAGGACUAAGAGCAGUAUGAAAACGUAAGUGAUAAAUACAUACAUUGGAAAUAUAAAGGGGAGUGCAGGUUCUGCAAGGACAAGUUGCAACAACAAACAACAGACAACAACAACAACAACAACAACAACAACAGGUAAUUCUGAGCCUCCCUGAUCCAGAUGCAUACAAUUCAGAGAGGCUAUUCUCACAAUGGGGAAAAACCGGGCUGAAGAAGCCCAGCCCAGUUUCCCCCCAUCUUGAGAACCAGCAGGCUUGCGGACGAACCCAGUGAUUCUCUGGUGGCUAGCCCACCAAAGUAGCUCCCCCUUAGCCCAGGUUAGUGGAGCGAGUGCUCCACUAACCUGAGUUUUCUGAUCGUGUGCCACCAGGGCGUGGCUCCAUGCCAUGGUGGCACACGGGAGGCUGCAAGCAGAUGAUCCCCACAGAUGAUCAAACAGCAGCCCUGUACGGCCCCCAAUCCCCACAGCUCUCACCGGCUCUGUGACGAAGCCGGGAGUCAUGUGGGCAGCUGAUCCAGCCGCCCAGGGUUGCUUUUUGAUCAUCUGUGGGGAGAGCGGGCUAAGACCAUUCUCCACGCAGAACCCCUCCGGCGCUUCACACCAAUCGUGUGAAGCACCUCAGAGUCUAGUUAAAGAUGUAAUGGGAAGGUUUAGCUGGCAACCAAUCAGAUCUGGGGAAUGGACCUUGAUUCAGUGGCAUCUGGACAUCAGUGCUUUGAGCUUUAUUAAGGAGAGGAUGAGUUGAUCGAGGUCCUGAGUGAUUUGUGCCGAACAGUCCCAAACAACCUUGGAAAUCUCGACAGUACAUUGAAUGCUGUAUGUCAUUCCAGCUCAGCAGCUCUGUGUUUUGCCCACCACAAAUUGUGGUUUCCUUAAUUCCUUCUGAAAACUGGGAAUUCAAAGCUAUCUACAGAAAUAACACACAAAGAUGGAAUUGCCACUUUCAUUAAGUUUUGUUUUUCAAAGUCAGUGCGGAAGACGUCUCUUUGCUGCGAGCCGCUGCAAGGGUCCAUUCAAGAACGAAAUGAGAAAGACCCAAACAAGCCCGACUCAGACACAAUUGCUUCAAAUGGCUGAAGUGAAAACUGAAUAAGAACCAACAAAUCCUGCCGUUUCCCAUAUUUUGCUUUUCUGCGGAAGACCAAUUUGAUGUGGCCAUUUUGGUCCUUUCCUGAAAGUUCAACAUGUGGAACCCACUGAGUGAAGCUGAAGCAGCCGUUAAUCUGAAAGUGCUUUGUAACUGGAUGGCUCCCUUAAGGCUGGAGAGAGAAAAUACUUUUUCAGAGAGCAGACAGUGGCUGAAGAGAAGCUGCCCUUUCUCAUGGUGCUCACAGCUGUUUCUUUUGCCCCACUGUUGGCUCUGAUCAAAUAGGGUCCCCCCCCAGGUGUUUGAUAUAACAAAGAACUGCCAAGCCUGUUUAACAGGUGCAAAUCCGAGAGGAGUGUAACCCGCCCCCCCAUGCAUAGCCACCCCCCUGUCAAACUAUACCUUCAGUUCUCAGGAAAAAGAAACCCAAGCCUACCUCCAGUCUAAGGAAGACCAUUUUAGGAUUUCUCUGGAGAAAGAGGCGCAGGGGCACAAUCCCAUGGGAAGUCCUCUUACACAAAUUGUGCUGAACUGAAUGGGGCUUGCACAGAAGACCUUUCUGCUGGGUUGUGCCCAGAAUCUCUUACUCCAGCACAAAGCUACUGAUGGUUCCUCCACGACCGGUGAUUUGUAGGUAACCUGUGAUGACCAAAGGAUUUCACUGCUGGGCUGGGAAAUAGCAAAGGAGAGUAAACACAGAGUGAGAUAUUUAAUAUAUUAAAGUUGCACCUUGAAGAGAC